AUGAAAAAUAAAACAAAAUUAAAAACUGAAACCAAGCGUGCGCCAAACUAUUCAGUUAAGGAAAAGAGUUUAUUAUUAAACAUUCUAUACGAUUUUAAGAACAUCAUAGAAAAUAAGAAGACGGAUUCUACCACUUGGCAUGAGAAGGAUGAAGCCUGGCAGAAUAUUACAAAUAUAUUUAAUUCGCAAACCGUUGAUUGUCCACGCUCCAAAGAUUCUUUAAGGAAAUAUUAUGAUAAUAUAAAAAAAUCGGUUCGAAAGGAGGUAGUGAAAGAAAAACUUCAUAUAAAACAAACUGGAGGGGGGGUCGCAGAAAAAACUGAAGGAGAUUGUACCAAAGAUUUAGUAUUAGGACUAAUAAACGAAAAAACAGUAUAUGGACUAAAUACCUCAUUUGGUGGAGAUACCAAUGAAAUACCGUCUAAUAUAGAUGCCAAAGUGACAAUGCCAGAUCAGGUUGAAACUACAGAAGGUGCAACUUCUGCAGCAUGUGAGAAUCCUAAAAAAGGUUGUUACGGCAUAGCAGAUGAAAAGCCAUCAUGUUCUUUAAGUGUCACAGAAAAGGACGAUUGGGCUAAUUUUUCUGCCAGUAAACUUAAAAAUCCAGUGACUCCGCAUCUUAAACAAAAGUGGACCAAAAGAAGGAGGCCCGGGAUAGUGCAGCCAGCAUCAAAACUUGAGGAAAAAUAUGAUCAUAUAGCAAACAUAAAGCAAGAAUUAUACCAUCUCGAAAAAGAACACAUUUUAAAGAGAGAGAAAAGGGAAGAACAUAUAUUUAAUCUAAAGAAAACAAAGUUAGAAUUGGACAUAAAACUUAGGGAGUUGGAACUCAAGAAGCAUUUAGAUGGAAUUUAAUAAUUAUAAAUUUGUUUGUGAGAAAUGAUUCUAAAAGCCAGUCUUUUCACCUCUGAGUAAAGUUGAAAGUAACUACUUGCUGAUUAAACUAUAGGAAUAAUGUUUGUUAAUCUGUCAAGUAAACCUACAUGUAACUUUACUCAGAGGUGAAAAGUUCGACCGUAAUUAUAAAGUAUAUGAUAGGUUUUGUUGAAAUAAAGAAAAGUUAACGAAAUAAUAAGUUUGUAUUCAAGCAAGUUAUAAAUUUUAAAAUAACUUUAAUGUUAAUAAAUACAAACACCAUUAUGCAAUACUAGAUAUAAUUUUAUUGUAUAAGAUUGGCAAAGUACACAUCAAUUAAAUUUCUUCUUGUUUGGAUUCCGAGAGCACCACCAGCUUGAGCUGCUGCAAUAUUGGGCACUCUGUCUUCCAUUAUUUCUAAAAAUUGAUUAAUAUCUUCUGGGUCAGGAGGAUCUUCUUCAUUGUUACUUCUGCAUAUAUUAUGAAGUACUCCUUUUGCUAUUACAAUCAUCAUUGUGGUAUCCAAUUUUAACCUGCAACCGUAUGCUAAAAUUGGAAACAUACGUUUCCACACGCCAAUCAAUCUUUCAACUGUAUUACGAGUUCUAAUGUGUGACUCGUUAUACAGCUGCUCGCCCGCCCAACAGGAUUUAACAGUGGUGUCAAUAAAUAUGGUUUUAAAUAAUAUCCACUGUCUCCUGAAAAUUAACAAAUUAUUUGACUAAAGUCCAGGUAUCUCAUAAAUGUACUGAAAAAAAAA
This is a messenger RNA of Psylliodes chrysocephalus, 1615 nucleotides long. Lineage: Eukaryota; Metazoa; Arthropoda; Insecta; Coleoptera; Chrysomelidae. The record is from the annotation of a GenBank genome assembly.